This is a messenger RNA of Fusarium redolens, 1931 nucleotides long. RefSeq lists its product as uncharacterized. NCBI's taxonomy places the organism in Eukaryota, Fungi, Ascomycota, Sordariomycetes, Hypocreales, Nectriaceae. The coding region runs from base 41 to 1786 and encodes 581 amino acids. The record is from RefSeq and is a predicted model, not a curated record. The transcript has 4 exons.
CUUCAAAUCAAUCUCUCCAACUCUCGCUGUCUCGAAGAUUAUGUCUUGGAAACGUUCCUCUUUAGCUGAUACCGGCUUCUUCUACGAUGAAGACCUCCGAAAUGAAGUCAUGGACCCAUUCCCGCCCCAUGUUAAAAACCUAGAACAGGCAAUGCUUGACUUUACGUGUCAGGAGCUAGACCUGCCUACUAAGAAAGACCUCAACAUCCAGCGCGAAGCUGAAAGACUUGCCAAUGGGGGGUUUUCAGAAGAUCGAUGGGUAGAUUUCUUUCGAGCAUUUUUCUUCAGCCCACUUCUGCAACAGGCCUCAGUCUCGGGGGAGAAAUCUCGAAUAUCUUCACGAUGCCAGUAUUACUAUGAUUCCAUAGUGUUCGAUACUGACGCUAUGUGGGGAACAUUUGACAAGAACGAUGAAAGAAACGGACCUGUAAAGACUCCCAAGCCCGAUCUCGUCUUUUACCUUCCGAUGUAUCAUCUGGACACUCAUAUACCUACGAUAACUGAUCACGAAGCACAACAAUGGCACAAAGAAUCAACACCAUCCCUUGUGGAGACAUUCUCAUGGUCCACUAUGAAGAAACUACAUGGACACGGCUUGCUAGCCACUCCCUUCAACGUUCUCAAUAAGAAGGAAGCCCAAGAACAAGACCUGAGUUGUUUUCCUUGGCUUAUCGUCGAAUACAAGAAAGCGAAGAGUGCCCCUGGUGAGCUUGAACGACUGAAGGAAGUUGUUUACUGCCAAGCAGCCAAUGCCAGUGGAUGUGCUGUCAGGCUGAACCAGAAUGCAGCCAGGUAUGCUGUUGAGCUGGUCGGUGACGCACAGGUCCCUCCUGUUGCAAGCGUUACCACAGUUGGGCCCCAAGUCAAGGUCUGGAUAACGUUUUUGGCCAAAGGUUUCAUGGCAUAUCGCUACAAGGAUAAGAAUAAUCAGCAAUUCCAGAGAUAUAAAGAAGGUUACAUGAUGCAAUGUAUCUGGACAGGUGACAUGACAGAACCUCAAGAUAUCCUCAAAUUCCGACUUAUACUCGAAAACACAUAUACUUGGGCAAAGCGGGUCUUCAAGCCAUUGAUAGCCACAUAUAUUGAUCAAUGGAUGUUUGCUUGCUCUAUUGAUAUCCCUAGCGCUGCAAAUACAGAAAUAACACGUCGACAAGAGAGACUGGAGCUCUCGAGGUGUGCACUUCGAUUCACUCUAGCUUCUCUAAAAGCUCAGCCAAGCCUCGAACCUAACUAUGGAUCGUAUCUGACUGUUACAAACAGCCUGGUUGACCUCUGUGAUCGAUUCGUCCAAGAUGUGGACCGAGUGAUUGAAGAGGAGCUCGAGCUAUUAAGCCGAGACAAACAAAGGGCAUCAUCCUCCAACACCUCGCGCAGACGGGCACGUACACCCAGCGAACAAUCUCGGAAAUCAACGCAGGCCACGGAAAUCAACAGCGACGGGCCAAAACAUAAUGGCUAUGUGGACUCGCAGCCCAGGCGGCCUGGGAGUCCUGAUUCUGCGGAUUUGACUCCGCUGAGUGCUCCACGACGAAGCCCGCGGUUGGAACCACGAAACAAACCACAGCCAUCUCGUGAAAGCAGUUCCAGAGUAGAUACAGUCUCUUCAUGUCUCAGAGUAACUAUGGCAGCUGGGGCACCCAAGAGACGACAAAGCCAGAGUAAAUAUCUCGCACCACCAAUUGAGAUUGAACUUGUAUCAAGUUCUUCAUCUGGAGAAUCAGAGUUUUCUGGCAUAGUGGCUGACGAGGAUAUUUCACUUGGGACCUUGUCAGAAGGUGAUGUUUAGAGAGUCAGUACGGGGUAACUGCUAGGCGAGAUAUAUUAUGAGUGUAUUUCUUUGGACGGAAUGAUCUUCAUUGCUUGAUACCUAGUCGCAGAAGGAGAUUUUAUUAUACUGUAAUAUUAGCUGAGGUUCCAGUUAUAUAUAUAUA